CAGUUAGGAAGGUUGGGACUAUAUAUAUAUAUAUAGAGUUAGAGAGAGAAACAUAACAAACCGAAAAGCUAGAGAGAGAGAGAGCGAGAAGGCGACGAUGGAAGGAGAAACGGAGGAGCGAAGCGAUUUGAAGCUGGUUGCUGUUGCCGCCUCCGACGCUAAUGGCGAUGGCGCAUCCGUCGCGGUUGACGGCGCGGAGGCGAUGGUGCUGGAUGGCGGUGGGGAUGAGAACUGCGGCAGCGGUGGAAAAGUGAAGGGGCCGUGGUCGCCGGAGGAAGACGCGAUACUGUGCGAGCUGGUGAGUAAGUUCGGGGCGAGGAAUUGGACCUUGAUCGCCCGGGGAAUCCCGGGGCGGUCUGGGAAGUCGUGCCGCCUUCGCUGGUGUAAUCAGCUUGACCCUGCUGUUAAGCGCAAACCUUUUUCCGAGGAAGAAGACCAGAUUAUAAUUGCUGCACAUGCAAUUCAUGGAAAUAAAUGGGCCUCGAUUGCAAAAAUGCUCCCAGGUAGAACAGACAAUGCAAUCAAGAACCACUGGAAUUCUACUUUAAGACGUCGGUUUGCAGCAACUAAUAGGUCUACAUUACAAUGUGGGAACAUGUUUGACGACCAGAGUGUUGACAGGGCCAGGGCAUCGUCUGAAGAAACCAAGUCAUGCGGAUAUAUCAACCAAUAUAAAUCCCUGGAGGGAGGGGACACGAGCCAUGCGGAAUGCAGGCCCAACCAAACUGAGGACACGCCUCAGGUGAUUGAGAAGUGUUGUGCUCCAGACAAAACUUCGCCUGUCAUUUAUGAAAGCAAUCUCCCUGCUCCUGCUGCAAACAGCAACCCUUCUGUCUCCCGCCCUGUUGCUAAAAUUGGUGCGUUUAAUGUUUAUUACCCUUCCAGUGCUGGCUGUGCAUCUUCUAGCACAAUGCCUAUGCAGGGCCCUCUCAUCCACCCAUCCAUGCCAGACUUGGAGAUCUGCAACUUUCUCAAAAGCGCAUCUACUGAUCCCUUGAUUCCUUCACAGUGCGGCCAUGGAUGCUGCAGAGCUCCCUGUGGUGGCGGUUCUUCUCAAAGCUCAUUGCUGGGGCCCGAGUUCAUUGAAUUCGAGGAACUCCCUCCGAUUUCCAGCCACAAGUUGGCUGCCAUAGCCAAAGACCUGAACAACGUCGCCUGGAUAAGAAGCAGCCUCGAGAAUCCUGACAGAGUACCAGACAGCAGAACUCCUCUAUAUGCUUCAACCAAUACAGAGAUGGAACACAGCAUGAAAACCGACCAGCUUUGCUUUGAAGGUAGAAACCAGUUAACAGUGCCAACCACAAAUACCUUUCCAAAACUUCUCCAGUUUGCAACCUGAAAGCUAUUGGCUUUAUCUAUACAAUACAUGUAUGGUUUUUUGUGUUAAACUCUUCUUGCCUAUUAGGAGAGAUUGGAGCAGAAUUUUUGUAAUGUGCAUUUGCAUCCUUUGUCUAUACAUCUAUGGUUACUUCAAAUAUAACUUCUAAUUCAAAUAUUCAUCUCA
Ipomoea nil (Japanese morning glory) is the source of this 1504-nucleotide messenger RNA. RefSeq names its product myb-related protein 330-like. The record is from RefSeq and is a predicted model, not a curated record. Bases 98 to 1339 code for a protein of 413 amino acids. NCBI's taxonomy places the organism in Eukaryota, Viridiplantae, Streptophyta, Magnoliopsida, Solanales, Convolvulaceae. Gene Ontology annotation, biological process: regulation of DNA-templated transcription. The transcript has 2 exons. Gene Ontology annotation, molecular function: DNA-binding transcription factor activity, RNA polymerase II-specific; RNA polymerase II cis-regulatory region sequence-specific DNA binding. Gene Ontology annotation, cellular component: nucleus.